Messenger RNA from Hydra vulgaris (swiftwater hydra), 2846 nucleotides. Its product is annotated as beta-1,4-N-acetylgalactosaminyltransferase 3. The record is from RefSeq and is a predicted model, not a curated record. Gene Ontology annotation, molecular function: acetylgalactosaminyltransferase activity. Gene Ontology annotation, cellular component: Golgi cisterna membrane. Lineage: Eukaryota; Metazoa; Cnidaria; Hydrozoa; Anthoathecata; Hydridae.
AUUUUUUUUAAUUUUAUUUUAGAUGAAAAAUGUUAAAUAAAUUAUGGCAAGGAACAGGUUGGUUAGAGGAUUGUCUUUACUAGUGGUUAUUUUCAUCUUAAUUUUGGCUUUUUAUCUGGUUUUCAUAUUAAAUGAUUACAGUCCUAUAUCUAUUGAUGAAAAAGAGACCAAUUUUUACUUAUUAAAUGAGAACAAAUUAGCACUUGAUGUUCAAAUGUUAGUAAAUUCAAUAAAAACUGGAAAGUCAACUCUUGUUCCAAAAAUAAAGUUAAUUACAACUAAAGCUGCUACAUCUCGAAUAGUAAAAAACUCAAAGGAAAACAAUACUGAAAAUAUUUCCAAUCAAUAUUUAACAUUGAAUUCUUUAGUAAAUAAAAAGAAAUCAGUUUCUAUACCUGGUAUUUUAAAUGUUCACAUAUGGGAAGGUUGGUGUGGCAGUCGAAUUGAAGAUUUAAAACGGAAUAUGCACUUUCCAUUAUUUCCUAGUGUUUUUACAAACAUUAGUCGUUUUUUUGCCCAAUGGCACGAAACUGGUUAUGGUGAAAGAAUAUUUGGUUACCUACAUCCUCCACUUACUGGUAAUUAUACCUUUGCUGUAUCAUGUGAUGAUAACUGUGAGGUUUGGCUCAGCAAUUCUACUGAUAUAUUUUCUACACAAAAAAUAGUCUAUGUUGGUACUAAAGAAGAACCAGCAAAUACUGAUGUUGGAGAUUUUAAGCGCUUUUCUACGCAAAUAUCACAAGAAAUAUUUUUGGAAGCUGGAAAGAAAUACUUUAUUGAAGCAUUACACAAACAAGCAGCAUUUAAGGAUCACUUUUUACUUGCAUGGCUUGCUCCUGGCUGGAUUCGUGUCAAAACUAUUACCUCAGCUGAUAUUUCAAGUUAUAUGUCUUUAGAGAAUAUAACCGAUAUCAAUGAUAUUGCAGACUACAUUCCUGAAACUAUGGUAAGUCAUCAUUUUUCAAUGAAUAAUUCAAUGGAGAGUAUUUAUACCCUCAACAAAUCAGUUCACAAAUUUGGCAGAGCAGAUGACAGGGACAAAUUUCAUUUAGUUCCUUUGGUAAAUCUAACUGACUUUGAAGGUUUAUUACCACAAAUUGAUUAUCAACCGAGCUAUUUAGUUGAUUUUGUACCUGAGCGUUACGAAGGAGUUCAUUUAGUGCAUGAAACUGCUGUAUAUCCAAAUGAUAACACUGAGCUGACUCAUAUGGUUCCUUACCAUGAUUGCUUUUAUCACCAUACAAAUUCAUACAUGUCAAGAUUAAAUACUAAAAAGUUCGAGCAUAAGUUUGUUCCAAUUUUUUCAAAAGUAAUUCAGUCUGUAAAUAAUCUUUCAAAUUCUUUACACCCGUUUCCCAAGAAGUUAUUUAAUAAAGUUGAAAAUAUAAAUACUACAAAGAAACAGGAUAUUAUAAAUGAGUUAAAUACAGUCACAAAAAAUGUAUUUGGUCGCAAACUUUUACACAUUUUUACUACAAUUUCAACUCUAAAAAAUACAUCUGUUGAUUCAAAUUUACAUGUUUCAAAAGAUAUUCUGCCAACUAAACCAGUUGUUAUCGAAUCAAAUAAAAAUAAAUCAGAGAUAUGGAAUGGAACAUGGAGCAGAAUGGAACAAUACAAUUUUUCUAAAUCAUUUGAAUCUUCUAAAUUUAGCUAUUUAAAGCCAGUUACAAGGAGUCCACUAAAUUAUAGACAUCCCAGGUUUGAUGAUAGAAUUCAUAAGAAAAUUGACCAAAAAGUGUUCUUUAAAAAUGGCAGAAGCGAUAAUUUUUCUUUUGUAAGUACUCUUGAAAUGAUCAGAAUGUAUGAUAUUUUUGGACCAGCAGUGCAUUAUUUAAGAAGAAUAGUGGAACGAGGGUUAAAGUAUAUUUACAGCUCAGUACAUUCUACAUGUAAAAGUGAUGGAAAUUUGGUUUUGUCAACUGAGAUUGCAUUAUCAAUUGUUAAUCGCUACAUGAAAAUAGUGAAGAAUAAAUAUAACAAGAAAUAUUCUCUUAAAAAAGUUAUUAAUAUAGAAGAGAAUCAUGAUGUUGUAAAAGGCAAUCGCUACCUGGUGGAACUUGACUUAUAUGUUGAUGGAAAAGAGAAUUCGUUUCGUUUUUCUCGAUAUGUGUAUCAAGACAUUUCUGGUGGGCUUUAUGAACCUCACAAUUUUCAAUGGAAUGUCGAUGCUUCAAUACAUGUGAUUGUUCCAGUUAAAGAUCAGGGAAGAUGGCUAUUACAUUUUAUAAGAAAUAUGGAAAACAUUUAUUUGGAAACCAAUGAUAGUCGUAUCAAUGUUAUAAUUGUUGAUUUUAACAGUACAGAUAUGGAUAUUGAAAAAUGUCUUCAUUUAAGUCAAAUUCCAAGGUAUCAAGUUGUUAAACUAAAUGGACCAUUUCAACGUGCUCUAGGUAUUCAAGCUGGUGCAAAUCUAGUGAAACAAGUAGAUGAUAUUAUCUUUACAUGUGAUUUGCAUCUUGAUAUACCUUCUCAUUUAUUUGAUAGCAUUCGUAAGCAUACCAUUAAAGGAAAAAUGGCAUUUGCUCCUAUGGUUCACAGGUUAAGUUGUGGAUACACACCUGAUCUUCCAUAUGGAUUAUGGGAAAAUGAAGGAUACGGUUUGUUUUCCAUCACAAAGAAUGACUUCGAUCGAGUCGGUGGAAUGAAUACAAGAGAGUUCAAAACUAAAUGGGGUGGUGAAGACUGGGAAUUACUUGACAGAGUAUUGGCGCAUGGUUUAGAAGUAGAGAGAUUCCGCAUUUCUAAAUUUUAUCAUUAUCAUCAUUCUAAAAAACGGAUGUGGACUGCCCAUAAAACAUCCAAUGUACCUUUAUUUCCUGUUAUUCGUAGUAUUUUGUAAUAUA